Durio zibethinus is the source of this 2319-nucleotide messenger RNA. Its product is annotated as heat shock cognate 70 kDa protein 2-like. Gene Ontology annotation, molecular function: ATP binding; ATP-dependent protein folding chaperone. The record is from RefSeq and is a predicted model, not a curated record. NCBI's taxonomy places the organism in Eukaryota, Viridiplantae, Streptophyta, Magnoliopsida, Malvales, Malvaceae.
AAUGAAAAAAUCUUGAACCGUCUAGAAUUCUUGAUCCAACGGCUGAAAAUACACGACCAGAACUUUCCAGAAAUCAAACUUGCGUUAUAAAACAACAAAAUUUCUUCUUAGCUCUCAUCAAAGUCUCUGGAAAUUUUCUCUCUCAAAUUCUUCAAUUUUCUAAGCUAUUUUUCUACUACUAUUUUGUGUUUUGUUCUAAGUUGCAAUGGCUGGCAAAGGCGAAGGUCCGGCGAUUGGGAUAGAUCUCGGCACGACUUACUCGUGCGUUGGUGUUUGGCAACAUGAUCGUGUGGAGAUCAUAGCUAAUGAUCAGGGAAACAGAACCACACCGUCUUACGUGGCUUUUACCGACACCGAGCGUUUGAUUGGCGAUGCGGCUAAGAAUCAAGUCGCAAUGAAUCCUACCAAUACCGUUUUCGAUGCUAAGCGUUUGAUCGGUAGAAGAUUCAGCGACCCUUCGGUCCAAAGCGACAUGAAACUGUGGCCAUUCAAGGUCAUUCCUGGGCCUGGAGACAAGCCCAUGAUUGUUGUCACCUACAAGGGGGAAGAGAAGCAAUUUGCCGCUGAAGAAAUCUCCUCCAUGGUUCUGAUGAAGAUGAAGGAAAUCGCUGAGGCUUAUCUCGGGUGCACCAUUAAAAACGCCGUCGUCACCGUCCCGGCUUACUUCAAUGACUCCCAGCGUCAGGCCACGAAAGACGCUGGUGUCAUUGCUGGCCUCAAUGUCAUGCGUAUAAUCAAUGAGCCAACGGCUGCAGCUAUUGCCUACGGGCUCGAUAAGAAGGCGGGAAGUGCAGGGGAAAAGAAUGUGCUUAUUUUUGACCUUGGUGGGGGUACUUUUGAUGUCUCAUUGUUGACAAUAGAAGAGGGGAUUUUCGAAGUGAAGGCUACAGCUGGAGAUACCCAUUUGGGAGGUGAAGAUUUUGAUAAUAGAAUGGUGAAUCAUUUUGUGCAGGAGUUUAAGAGGAAACACAAGAAAGAUAUUAGCGGGAACCCAAGAGCAUUGAGAAGGUUGAGAACAGCCUGUGAAAGAGCAAAGAGGACAUUGUCCUCAACUGCUCAAACUACAAUUGAGAUUGAUUCUUUGUAUGAAGGGAUUGAUUUUUACACAACAAUUACCCGAGCUCGAUUUGAGGAGUUGAAUAUGGAUCUGUUUAGGAAAUGCAUGGAGCCGGUGGAGAAAUGUUUGAGGGAUGCUAAGAUGGACAAAAGCAGAGUUCAUGAUGUGGUUCUUGUAGGUGGAUCUACAAGGAUUCCAAAAGUUCAGCAAUUGUUGCAAGACUUUUUCAAUGGUAAAGAGCUUUGCAAGAGCAUUAACCCCGAUGAAGCUGUUGCUUAUGGUGCUGCUGUACAAGCUGCAAUUUUGAGUGGUGAGGGUAAUGAGAAGGUUCAAGAUUUGCUGCUUUUGGAUGUCACCCCACUUUCCCUUGGUUUGGAAACUGCUGGUGGAGUCAUGACCGUGUUGAUUCCAAGGAAUACCACUAUCCCAACCAAAAAGGAACAAGAUUUCUCUACUUACUCGGAUAACCAACCUGGAGUUUUGAUUCAGGUUUACGAGGGUGAGAGGUCAAGAACCAAGGAUAACAAUUUGCUUGGGAAAUUUGAGCUUUCUGGUAUUCCUCCAGCUCCUCGUGGUGUUCCUCAAAUCAAUGUCUGCUUCGACAUUGAUGCCAAUGGUAUUUUGAAUGUCUCCGCUGAGGAUAAGACCACUGGACAGAAGAACAAGAUCACCAUUACUAAUGACAAGGGUAGACUAUCUAAGGAAGAGAUUGAGAAGAUGGUGCAAGAAGCGGAGAAAUACAAGUCAGAGGACGAGGAACACAAGAAGAACGUUGAGGCCAAGAACGCUCUCGAGAAUUAUGCUUAUAACAUGAGAAACACGCUCAAGGAUGAGAAGAUCAGUUCCAAGCUUCCAGCUGCCGAUAAGAAGAAGAUCGAGGAUGCGAUUGAGCAAGCUAUCCAAUGGCUCGAUGGAAACCAGCUGGCUGAGGUGGAUGAGUUUGAGGACAAGAUGAAGGAGCUGGAAAGCAUUUGCAACCCGAUUAUUGCCAAGAUGUACCAGGGAGCUAGUGGUGAUAUGGGUGCUGGAGCUAUGGAUGAGGAUGGUCCUUCCGUCGGUGGUGGAAGCGGUGCUGGUCCCAAGAUCGAAGAAGUGGAUUAAGCUGGAGGUGACUUGUAGGGGUCUGGUGUUAUGAGAUGGAUUUUGUUGUUUUUUUAACCUUUUCAUCUUUUCUAAAAUGUUGUUUCUGUGUGUAAUAGCUCUCGUUUCCUCGUACUAGCCACCUGUGUUUAAAACUAUAUAUUAAAGCGACCUGUUUCACA